Messenger RNA from Cololabis saira (Pacific saury), 4549 nucleotides. It is a transcript of the gene creb3l1, whose product is annotated as cAMP responsive element binding protein 3-like 1. Gene Ontology annotation, biological process: regulation of transcription by RNA polymerase II. The transcript is spliced from 13 exons. The record is from RefSeq and is a predicted model, not a curated record. Lineage: Eukaryota; Metazoa; Chordata; Actinopteri; Beloniformes; Belonidae. Gene Ontology annotation, molecular function: cAMP response element binding; DNA-binding transcription factor activity, RNA polymerase II-specific. Bases 248 to 1732 code for a protein of 494 amino acids.
ACAGCAACGACUCUUCCACAGUGAGGAGAAGGAUGUGUAACUCCACAAUUAUAACCAUUUGACACUGACAACAACAAAAAAAAAAAAGAAAAGAAAAAGAAACAGCACCAGCUGGACUCAGCCAGUCUCGCCGGGUUUUACACACAGGAGGUGUCGUUUGAAAACAAACCGGCUCAUUUUAAUGAACUGAUUUUAGGACUUGGUCCAGAAAGCUGCUGUCCGUCUGUCUCAACACCCAGAGACAGUCAUGAUGGACUCUAUCUUAGACAGUUUGACGGCAGAGAAACUCUAUCCAUCCGGGGGGACCAACCUGUUGGACCUUGAGGAACUCAGCGACGGAGAUUUCCUCACUAACGUGCCUUUUUCAGGUGACCAGAUGGACGAUUUCAGCAGUGAGUUAUUCAACAGUUUCUUUGACGACCAUCUAUUAGAGCGACCCCUCAUGGCAGACCGGCCUGCGCUCCUACACCUCGACAUGGACAGCAGCCCAGAUAUUCAAGCAGAGCACAGCUACUCUUUAAGUGAAGACUCCGCCCCCGGGAGCCCAGCCCUGUCAAUCAAAAUGGACGAAGAGUCUGAGUUUGAAUGGAACUUCAGUCAGGACCUGUCAGCCAUCCUGGUGAAACAGGAGGAGCCCGACGUUGGUCAGAGGUUAGAUCCUCAGCCAAUGGAAGGCCCGCCGCUCAUAUUAAGCCCUGCACCUCCACACAGAGGAUCACCAUGGAAACACACAGAACGCAGCAGCGACGAUGUGAAGCCAGUGGCCAUAAAGGACGAGCCCAGAGAGAUGGGCCAGUUCCUCAGCCUCCCCAGCGAUGAUGCUCUCCAGCUCCCGCCCACCCCUCCCAGCAGUAACCACGGUGACAGUGACGGCUCACUUCCACCCUCGUCCCCACAUCUCCCUCUGCCACCGUCUUCCCCUCAACCACACCAGAGGCCAGGAGGUCGUGCCUCGUCCGCCUCGUCCUCCUCAGCCAUCUCCUCCUCACCUCUCCUCACUGCACCACAUAAGCUGCAGGGUUCAGGACCCCUCAUGCUGACAGAGGAAGAGAAGAGGACUUUGGUUGCCGAGGGUUACCCCGUACCUAACAAGCUCCCCCUCACUAAGAGUGAGGAAAAGGCACUGAAGAGAGUCAGACGAAAGAUUAAAAAUAAGAUCUCAGCUCAGGAGAGCCGAAGGAAGAAGAAAGAAUAUGUGGAAUGUCUGGAGAAGAAGGUGGAGAGCUACACGUCAGAAAACAGCGACCUGUGGAGAAAAGUAGAAAACCUGGAGACUGCAAACAGGUCUCUCCUACAGCAGCUGCAGAAGCUUCAGUCGCUGAUUUCAGGGAAAGUCAUCCCUCGUUCUUGUAAAAUAGCCUCGACUCAAACAGGAACAUGCCUCAUGAUGAUGGCCUUGUGUUUCGUCCUGGUGUUGGGCUCCUUCUCUCCCUGCAUCUCUUCUCUCUCCUUGCUCUCUCACAGCUCCUCUUCCUCUCUGUCCUCCCCUUCCUCCCAUCCUUCCCCGUCAGCGGACCUCUACACGACCAGUCAGGUCCGCUCCCGCAGCCUGCUCUUCUAUGAUGAACAGGCUCCGCGUGAGGAGAGUUUGGGGCCAUCAGAAGGGGAGAGGCUACAGUCAGAGGGCCACUCUCACAUCCAAACGCGUCGGCAUACAGUCGACGGCCACAGCAACCAGACAAGCGAGCCAAAGCUAGACCAAAGAGAAGCCAAACCAGCCACAGACUCGUAAUUUCUCACCUCUGACCCACUGAAACGCCCCAGAACGCUCCAGUUUGAUCAUCUGGUUCCGAACCAUCACCCAGCUGGACCCAAACAUGUGUGUCUGUGUGUAGUCUAUCACCCCCUUCAGCGAGCUUUGAACCAGGCUUCAGAUGCUGCAGUCCUCCCAACCUCCACAUCUGGCAUCCGGCAGUUCUCUUGACAGAUUCUGUUCAACUUGUGUUGAUUUGUAGAUGCACGAAUUGACUUUUUUUUUUCUUCUUUUUUACUGAUCAUCUUGAAAAUUGGAGUGAAAAUAUUUCAAAAGCGAACAUCUUUUGAGACAGUUGACGGGAAAAUAAGUAGAGUCAGGUGCAAAACUUAGUUCCCCUUCUCUUAAUCCGAUGCUUGCAUGUGUGCAAGUGUUUAAAAACAUGAUAAAUAUCAUCUAUUAGGCGGAUAGAACCUCUUGACGAUAAGUUUUUCAACUGCGCCAUUACUUUUUGUUGCUCAUCUAGUUUUUUCAAUUCUAAGGCCCGCUACAGAUCCUCAUUUUGUUUUGACAUGAAGAAUAACAAAGAUUAAAAGAGCGGGGUCUGACUUUUUGCACAUGACUAUAUAUGACAGUGAAGUUGAAGUUUUCAGCAGUAGUUUUCAAUUUCAGUCUUCAGUUUCUCCUCACAGCAAAUCCAUAGAGUGUUUUAGGAAAUUACCUGAAUAUGAAUUCAUAUUUCUGGGAACUUAACAGACCGUCACUGUGGGAUUCUGGUUUUUGUUUCGGUGCUCUUAAUUGAAUCAGAACUUAACUUUUUAAACAGUUACAUCAACCAGUAACAAAGGGCUGCUCCUCAGAUUAUUUUCCAGAAUCAUACUUUUUUUUUCAGACACAAAUCAAUAGAAAGUAAUGAAAAGGGCCACAAAUAUGUUCUCAAUUACAGCAAAUACUGAAUAACUCAAAUUUUUGUUGUUUUGAGAUUACAAAUAAAACAGAAACAUAAAAAAUUCCACUAUGCGAGGGGUAAAACAAAACAUUUUAACAAUAUUCAUGUGUUAAAAUUGCGGAUGCUGGGCCACUUUCAAAGUGCCUUCCAGAUACUUGGAUACUGACUUGGCCCCACACCUACUACUUCAUAUAUUUCUGAAUUAUUGACCAAGUUGCACUUUUUUUUUUUAGGACCUUUGGUUCUUUCUGUCAUCAGGACUUAUUUUAGAUGCCUUUUAAUGUAUUUGGGAGCUCAGCAGUAACAAGUUUUGUUGCAAACUUGGUGAUUCCAGACACAUAUUUCUUAAUAUUUUCUGUCUUUCAAUCCAUCUCUGUUUGAAACUUUGCUUUUCUACUUUUUUCUUUAGUUACACCAUAUUUUCAUGGGAUGGGACCACAAGGAGCGUGGGAAAAGGGGCAUAAAAUUAUUUUUAUGGAAAUAAAAAUUGUAUAUGUAAUAUAUUUUGCAGCAUCAAAAAAGAGCAUAUUUAAUUUAUGCAACAAAAAAAAAAUGCUGAACUUUUUUAAAGUUUAUCAUAUUGUUUCAGUUUUUUAAAAUAAUGUUUGAAAAAAAACUACAAAAAUAUAACUUUUAAUAUAUUCUGAGCAUCAAAAAAAGAGCAUAUUUAUUUUAUGCAAAAAAAAAAGGAAACACGAGUUCUUUUAGCGUUUAAGAUGAUGUGAAGUUUUACAUGAUGGUGUGCAGUUGGGUAAAAGUAAAGCUUCAAUAUGAUCUGUUUGUGUGUUUUAACUGUAAUACAGUGUUGAUGUUUCACUGCUGCCACAUGAAAAACUAGACUUAACUAAACUACUCUUUAUCUGAUCCGUUGUGAUUUGAAUUCUUUUUUUUGUACAAUUAAACCACAAAAAAAAACACAUUUUUUCUCUAAACUUGCUCCAAAAGACCAGGAACAAAAAGAAAACCAAUCACUGAAUAAUGACACUUAUCCUGUUUUUCUUAUUUAAUGUGGAAAUCAACAUCAACACUGAUACUAAAUGUGCUCAUGUGACAGCAGUGUGUGUUGUAUUUAUUCCUUAUCUGUAGAAAGUUUGUAUAUAUUGAUGACGCCUAUCAGGGGACUGGUACAUUCCAGGAAGUAUAACACCACUACUUAUAGCUCGAUUGAACACUAUAACAUUUAUAAGUCUUGAUUGUAUCACCACUAUUCUGAUUAACAUGAUAAACCUGAUGUUCCCCCUGGAAAUCAAAAAACUGAAAUGUCAUAGUAUUCCUUAAAAAUAAAAGCUCAGUUGGAAGACUUUUAGGAAAGCAUUCAAACACACAAGUUUACAGUUAUCAUAGCUCUUCUACUUUGCUUACUCAUGUUUGUAUUCUGUUCACUUUUCUUCCGAUUUUUUUAUCAUACCAAAUGUACACGACAACAUCCUGUGACUGCAGCCCAUCACACCAACACCAAACCAUUCUCUCCCAUAAGUCUUAACGCACCGGUGUACAUAAAUGAUGACAACUUCAUGUGCAAUUGUUGUAAAUAAGGGCCUUGUGUUUUUUUGGGGGGGGUUUUGUAUUGUGACAUAAUCCAAGAUUUUAACCUGUGAAAUAUCAUGUGGGAUGGGUAAAAAAAUAAAUAAAAACACAGUGGAUUUUGUUUUAUUUUUUUGGGAGGGGGGGCUAAAAAAAGGAAAGUGGAUGACCAGGAGGAGCUUGAUUAUUAAUGUUUAGAUUUUAUUUGAAUGUCCCGAGAGAAUAAUCAAGCACUUCCCAGUGAGCUCAGUUGUCUGAAUUGUGUUUGGACGUGUUGUUGUCUUGGUCUGUUGUAUAUUGUCCUGCAUGUUCCUCCAUAUACAAGUAUGUUAUCUUAGUAUAGUCAGUAGAGUAGAAACAAGCAAAAUAUUAAAAAUCUGCAU